Blepharisma stoltei is the source of this 333-nucleotide messenger RNA. Lineage: Eukaryota; Ciliophora; Heterotrichea; Heterotrichida; Blepharismidae. The record is from the annotation of a GenBank genome assembly.
AUGGAAAAGACUGAGUGGCUUUUGCAAAAUUUAGAUAAACUCGAUGAGGAUCAGACAGUGGAAGCUUAUAAGCUGAUGGGGAAAACUCUAGUUUUACCUUUUUGUGCAACCUACGCAGUCUCUGUGAUGGCAUUCAGCAAGCUAGUGACCCCACGCAUUAUGAAAUGGCCUGCAUCCUUGCAUUUGGUGUUGAGAGUUUUAGUGCCUUUAUCGAUUGGAACUUAUUCUAUAGGAGUUUCAACUUAUUAUACACAUUCUAUGUACGAGAAAUUCUAUGAGGAUUUUAUUGCUAAACAAAAAGCUAAAAAUGAAGAAGGCAAUAUAAUAAGCUAA